Triticum dicoccoides is the source of this 1556-nucleotide messenger RNA. Its product is annotated as E3 ubiquitin-protein ligase SINA-like 2. Lineage: Eukaryota; Viridiplantae; Streptophyta; Magnoliopsida; Poales; Poaceae. The coding region runs from base 232 to 1329 and encodes 365 amino acids. The transcript is spliced from 3 exons. Gene Ontology annotation, molecular function: zinc ion binding. The record is from RefSeq and is a predicted model, not a curated record.
CCCACCGCUCGCCCGUUCCGAUCCCCUCUCCUCUCGUCCCCCGACUCCGCGCCGCCGGCGAGGGUUUGCCUCGCGCCGCCCGCCCCCACGGCCGCCGCCGCUCCUCCUCUCCCCGAGCCGCGCCCGCCCUCGGCCACGGGCGGGCGAGAGCCGAGCCCCCUGCCGCCGCCAGAUCCGUCGUCCUCGAGCUCAGGGACGUGCCCCGGCGCGCAACCCGCGGGGACGCCGGAGAUGAGCUACAGCGGGAGCGGCGGAGGGAAGCGCCUCCGCACGUCGCCGAGCGAGGCGGACGGUAGCCCCAGGCGCCGUCGUGGGUCGCCGUCGGUCUACUCCCCUUCGCCGUCGCCCUACCGGUCGCCCUCGCCGCUGCCGUCCCCGUCGACCUACCGGUCGCUCUCGCACUCGCCGUCGCCCUGCCGGUCGUGGUCGCAGAGGCCGCCCAGCGACGACGAUGCCGACGAUCUGAGCCGCAGCCGCGGGUCGGACGACCUCGACCGGCACGGGCGGAGGCCUGCCUGGAGGCCACACGCGAACAAGGAGCUGGGUGAGCACGGGCGCACCGGCGAGUUCAGCGUCCGGAUCGAUGACUACGACCGCCUCUUCACCUGCAAGGCCUGCCGCCGCAUGCUCUCGCCGCCGGUCUACCAGUGCCCCUUCGCCCACGUCACCUGCUCGAGGUGCCACGAAGAAGUCGGGGACAACCGAUGCAGCUGCUGUGGCAGCGGCAAUGGCUAUGGGCGCAACCGCGUCGUCGAGGAGUUCCUAGGCCGCAUCCGCUUCUCCUGCCGCAACAAAGUGCAUGCCUGUGAGGCCUUCCUUCCGCACCACGAGAUGCGCGAGCAUGAGCAGACCUGCCGCCACGAGCCUAUCUUCUGCCCUGUCCCCCAAUGCGGCUUCGCCAGCCGGGCUGUCGCACUCACGUCCCACCUCACCCUCCGCCACCACUGGGACACAAUCAGGUUUCACUAUGAUGAGAACUUCCGGGCCUCUGCCUUCACGUCGACCAUCUUCCAGAGCCGCGACGACGGCGAGCUGUUCUUCCUCGACAGCUUCAGCGAGGGCCGUGGCAUUGCUCUGUCCAUGAUCUGCAUCCGCCCUGAGAACGCCCGUGAGCAGGAGUUUGUGUAUGAGCUGAAGACGCCGGUAGGCAACGGCGGCAGACGGCCCUGGCUGCAGAUGCAGUCGACGGCGCGGAACACAUCGCUGCGGCACGGGCUGGGGGAGAAGGAAAAGGUCUUCCUGCUGGUCCCCAAGGACUUGCCAGGCACAGAGGAUGGCAACGUGGAGGUGUGCAUCCGUAAGUUUGGCCACCAGCGCGACUCUGUAUAGGUUAGGCGACCUUGCUUGAUGGCGAUACUCAGCUGAAUUUUAUAGGAUUACUGCUAGUAGUAGAUUCCAGUUCAUUGCUGAAUGUUGAUGUUGAGGUAAUCUGAAUUUCAUAUUGGUGAACGCUUGGUCUGUUGUGGAUUAUCGGAUUGUUGAGAUGGGGAACUUAAGCACCGAACGUAAGCUCUGUUAAUUGUCAUUUACAGUAUAUGUAGAUACUUGUAGGCUUU